UCAUUCCACUGGUAAAAUAUACCCCCGACCCAUACGAAAGAAUUAAUUGUACUUAUAUGGGGAGGGGGAGAAUAAUAAAAUAUUCAAAGGACCGAUUGAAGUCCCUAUAUCCCUUGACUCGAUUGAAGCGAUACGCUCGAUAUGGCUCUGUUAUCUGGUUUCAUGUGAAGAAAUGCUUAUCAAUGACGUUCAUUUAAUGUCAACAUGUGUUGCCUGAUAUUGGCACUUUUCGUCGUUCUUUAUGUUGUAUAUAAAGUUUAUGAAUUCCACAAAGGGAAAACUUCAGUUGAGAACAAAAAUAAUCGCUACGUCCUCAUAACGGGGUGUGAUUCUGGUUUCGGAAAUGCGUUAGCCCGUUUACUGGAUAAACAGGGUGUUCCAGUGUUUGCAGCAUGUUUAACCGAGAAGGGUGGAACAGAACUGAAGAAACAUACGUCAUCACGACUCCGUGUUCUGCAACUUGACGUCACGGAUCAGAAGAGCAUCCGUAAUGCUGUGGAAUUUGUUAAACGUCAUUUGCCAAAAUCUUCAGGUUUGUGGGGAAUCGUCAACAAUGCAGGUUUACAGGUUUUACAUGCUCCUUUGGAGUUUCAGUCUCAUGAGGCGAUAGAAAAAUGUUUGAAGGUCAACCUACUUGGUUCGAUUGACGUUACAAGGUCAUUUUUACCUCUCCUUAGAAAAGCCAAAGGUAGACUUGUGUACAUAUCUAGUGACAGUGCUUUUAUAGAGUGGCCGUGUCGGGCACCUUACGUCAUCAGUAAAUUUGGAAUCGAAGCUCUUGCAGAAUGCCUAAGAAGAGAAUUGUAUCAAGUUGGUGUGACGUCACACACAAUCCAGCCAGGACCAUUUAAAACCCGGAUCGUAGACCCUAACGAGAUGAAAUCUGCUCUACAGAAGGCGUUUGACGAAGUGGACGAAGAAGUCAAGCAAUUUUAUGGACAGCAAUGGUUACAGAAAAUAAAGGAAUCUUUUGAAGGAAUACCAAAGAUUCAAUACGAGGAUUUGUCCCCGGUGACAAAUGCCAUCUGUCACGCCCUGUUUUCUGUGAUGCCGAAGAGACGAUACCGAUGUGGUAAAAUCUGUGAAUAUUACUUCUAUCCCAUUUCUUUGCUUCCUGAAUGGUUUAAUACCUGGUACUGGGCAAUGAAUCCACAGCCGGAAGCAGUUACACAUAAUUGAAGUUCCUAUUUUAAAAUGUGUGUCAUAUGGAUACAUUUAAUUAAGUAUUAAAGUAUGAUGUAC
Messenger RNA from Saccostrea cuccullata (small rock oyster), 1242 nucleotides. Its product is annotated as retinol dehydrogenase 16-like. The record is from RefSeq and is a predicted model, not a curated record. Gene Ontology annotation, biological process: steroid metabolic process. The coding region runs from base 205 to 1179 and encodes 324 amino acids. NCBI's taxonomy places the organism in Eukaryota, Metazoa, Mollusca, Bivalvia, Ostreida, Ostreidae. The transcript has 4 exons. Gene Ontology annotation, cellular component: intracellular membrane-bounded organelle. Gene Ontology annotation, molecular function: oxidoreductase activity.